Molecule: messenger RNA, 1799 nt
Organism: Ichthyophthirius multifiliis
Lineage: Eukaryota; Ciliophora; Oligohymenophorea; Hymenostomatida
Exons: 8
Biological process (GO): transmembrane transport
Cellular component (GO): membrane
Molecular function (GO): transmembrane transporter activity
Source: RefSeq, a predicted model, not a curated record
AUGUUUUUUCAUUAAUUGUAUGGAUUUAAUAAAUUGUGCGUUUUUAUAUGGUCUAGGAUAUGGUAUAUAUAUAUAUAUAUAUAUAUAUAUAUAUAUAUAUAUAUAUAUAUAUAUAUAUACAUAUAUAUAUUUAUUAAUAUAGCUUUAUAUUAUGGUGUUCCUGAAAGACUUUCAGGUGGAAAUGAUUUUCGAGGAAAUAUUUGUGGUUAGGGAAUAUUAUAAUUUAGACAAUAUUAAUAUUUUGCAGCUUCUACAAAAGACACAAAUGUAUCUUUUUGUGUAAAUUAAUGUCCAUAAACAACUGGUUUAGAUAUUUGUAUUUAUAAUAUUUAUGGUAUUAUUUAUCCUGAUGAAUGGAGUAAAUUCUGUUAUUAAUAACUUUCAAGUGAUGUCUUAGGUAGAUAUUGCAUUCCUAAAGAACCUCUUAAUAGAAAAGCUGUUGAUAGCUAUUUAAAUUCGACAAGAAUGAUAUUAAAAAGAAUAUGUUCUGAUUUAAAUUUAACAUUAGAUGUAAUAUUAAUAGCUUUUUUUACAGGAAUUCUAUUUUCAUAUUUAUUGUAAUUAUUGAUGAGAGAAGAAUAAAAAGUUGUAUAUUUGAUUUGGGGAUGUAUUUGGGGAAGUACAUUUUGUUUUGGAAUUCUUUCUUUUUUAUUUUAUAAUGAAUAUAAAAGAUAAAUAAAUUUCAGAUGUUUGCAAAAAAUCGAUAAACAUGAUUGUGGAGGAUAACGAGCUUAUAUUUUUUAUGUAUAACCUUAAUUAUAUAUACUACCAUUAGUGGCUGUAUUUUUUUCCAUUUUAGCUGCUUCAUUUACUUUAAUUGCUUGUUUAAAUGCUAUGUCUAUAGGAGAAAUACAUAUAAAAGAUGUAAUAAAAGGAGUUAUUGAUUAAGAUAAAGUAAAAGUAAUAGUAUACGAUUCUAAUAUGAACUAUUUAAUUUUAUUCCUAUUUUAUAUUUUCUAUAGUUGGUAAAAUCUCAUAUUCAAUAUAAAUAAUAUGGUUACAAGUUUUGCGUUAUGUAUAUGGUUUUUUACAAAAAGAAAAGAUGCUGUUAUAAUACCUUUAUAAUUAACUUUAAAAAAUAUAUUUAAAUAUCAUUUAGGAAGUAUAGUAUUCCAUACAUUAAUUAAACCAAUAUUUAUAAUACCGAAAACCCUUUUAUCUUUAUCAAUUGCUUUUUUUAAAAGUCUCCCUUAAAAUAGUACUUUAGUGAGAUAUUUUCAAGGAUGUUGUAUGUGUUGUAUAGUUUUAGAAAAGACUUUUUUUAGGUAUUUUUCAGAUAAAUCUUUUAUUUAAACUAGUCUUUUCAGCGACCCUUAUUUCUAAGGAUCAAAAAAAGCCUAUUUUUUAAUAUUUAGACAUAAAGAGAAACUAAAGGAUUUAGAAUUUUUGAUUAGUUUUAUUAUUUUUUAAAUUAAACUUUGCUGCGCAUUAUUUAAUGCUCUACUAGUUUAUAUUUUCGUAAAUAAUUCUAAUGUAACCCCUUUUAUGUAAAAUGAAAUUCUAUAAGUAGAAACUCCUAUUUUACCAGCUGGAGUAGUCUUUUUAAUAUCCUAUUAAAUUUCUGAUUUAUUCCAAGGUUCAUUCACUAUGGCUUGUAAAACUAUAAUAUAAUGCUAUUUUAUUGAUAAAGAAAUGUUUUUUGGCGAAUAACGUUUUGUAGAGAAAUUCAUUCGGGACUUUAUGGAGUUUUAUUCAAAAGAAGAUUUAAAAUACUUUAAAAUUAAGUCUGAAAAAUAAGCUAUUUUAAAUAAAAACGUAAAAUAUAAAGAUAUAUAAGAAGCUAUAAAAAAGGACUAAUU